CCCUAUUCUUACUCACUCUGGAGUUGUGCGCUCGUGUUGUUGUUGUUUCUACUGUCUUUCUCUUCGACCUAUCUCUCUCUCUCUCUCUCUCCUAGUAUUUUUCAGCUAACCUUUUUCAUUUGCAGACUCUCCAAACCCUAACCCUAACCCUAAUUUCCAACCUUCUCACACAGCCUCUCAGAAUAUGGGAGAGACCAGGGAGAACGAUGGUUACGAAGAAGAGCUUGUUGAUUACGAUGAUGAAGAAGCCAAUGCCCCGGCCUCCGUCGCAGCCAAAGUCAACGGCGAAACAGUCAAGAAGGGCUAUGUUGGAAUUCACAGUUCAGGAUUCAGAGACUUUCUUUUGAAGCCAGAGCUUCUUCGAGCUAUUGUGGACUCGGGAUUUGAGCAUCCUUCUGAAGUGCAACAUGAAUGUAUCCCUCAAGCUAUUCUGGGUAUGGAUGUCAUUUGUCAAGCUAAGUCUGGAAUGGGAAAAACUGCUGUUUUUGUUCUUUCAACAUUGCAGCAGAUUGAACCUGUUGCCGGCCAAGUUUCUGCAAUUGUUCUGUGUCAUACAAGGGAGUUAGCAUACCAGAUUUGUCAUGAGUUUGAGAGAUUCAGCACAUACUUGCCUGAUCUAAAGGUUGCUGUCUUCUACGGUGGUGUCAACAUCAAAGUUCACAAGGAUUUGCUGAAAAACGAAUGCCCUCAUAUUGUUGUUGGAACGCCUGGAAGAAUAUUGGCACUGGCAAGAGAGAAGGACCUUUCUUUGAAGAAUGUGAGGCAUUUUAUUCUGGAUGAAUGUGACAAGAUGCUUGAAUCACUUGACAUGAGGAGAGAUGUGCAGGAGAUCUUCAAGAUGACUCCUCAUGAUAAACAAGUAAUGAUGUUUUCUGCAACACUCAGCAAAGAAAUCCGCCCAGUUUGCAAGAGAUUUAUGCAAGAACCAAUGGAAAUUUAUGUUGACGACGAGGCCAAGUUGACCCUGCAUGGUCUUGUUCAGCACUACAUCAAAUUGAGUGAGUCAGAGAAAAACCGCAAGUUGAAUGACCUCCUCGAUGCACUGGACUUCAAUCAAGUUGUUAUCUUUGUCAAAAGUGUUAAUAGAGCGGCUGAACUGAACAAGCUACUGAAGGAGUGCAAUUUUCCCUCCAUAUGCAUCCAUUCUGGGAUGUCCCAGGAGGAAAGGUUGACGCGCUACAAAGGUUUUAAGGAAGGGCAGUCAAGGAUUCUUGUAGCCACCGAUUUGGUUGGUAGGGGGAUAGACAUUGAACGCGUUAACAUUGUCAUCAAUUAUGACAUGCCAGAUUCGGCAGACACUUAUCUGCACAGGGUUGGUAGAGCUGGUAGGUUCGGCACCAAAGGGCUUGCAAUUACGUUUGUUUCAUCUGCUUCUGAUUCGGAGGUUCUCAAUAAUGUUCAGAUGAGGUUUGAGGUGGAUAUAAAAGAACUUCCUGAACAGAUUGAUACCUCUACAUACAUGCCAUCAUAGGUUGACAUAUCCACGUUGGAACCAUCACUUGGAUAAAAUUGGCGGGCGUGCUGCAGACCCUUUGUGUUAUGUUUCAAACUGAUGUGAAACAAUUGACUUGGUGUACUCUGCAUCGGAGUUACUGUAGCCUUUAAAAACUGUUGCUGGUCGCAUAGCAUGUGAGGAUUUAGAGUUUAUGCUAUUAGGGCUUUGCACUAGUUGCUUUUUGUUUGCUGCGUUGAUUUGAAGUAUUUUGUAUUAAUCAGGGCUUCAUUUUAAUCAUUUAUAGCUGGAGCUUAGAAUAAAACUUGAUAUCUUAGGAUUACGAAAAUUGUUAGCCCCACUAUGACGAUUGCAUUUAGUACUUGUCAUCGGCCACCCUCUGCUCGUUUAAAAGCUGCAUGUAAUCAGAUACAUCUGUAUAAUUGCAGGAUCCUUUUUGAGUGCUCUCAAGGCUUUUGUUAGGUAAGAAGGAAAGGAUACACACAGAAUGAAAACGAGAGACUGAUUUUCUGUUUUGAGUGUUUGGUAGGAGUAGAAAUGCUGAUAGAAUAUGUUCUCUUUUCUUUACCUUUUGGGAAGAUUGAAGAUGUGGGGUUGAAUAGAAAUCAAUCAUUUAUAUUUAUUUUCA
Quercus robur (English oak) is the source of this 2081-nucleotide messenger RNA. RefSeq names its product DEAD-box ATP-dependent RNA helicase 15. Gene Ontology annotation, molecular function: RNA helicase activity; RNA binding; ATP binding. Lineage: Eukaryota; Viridiplantae; Streptophyta; Magnoliopsida; Fagales; Fagaceae. The coding region runs from base 185 to 1471 and encodes 428 amino acids. The transcript has 12 exons. The record is from RefSeq and is a predicted model, not a curated record.